Messenger RNA from Aspergillus ochraceoroseus IBT 24754, 1353 nucleotides. RefSeq lists its product as uncharacterized. The transcript is spliced from 2 exons. Gene Ontology annotation, biological process: secondary metabolite biosynthetic process. NCBI's taxonomy places the organism in Eukaryota, Fungi, Ascomycota, Eurotiomycetes, Eurotiales, Aspergillaceae. Bases 1 to 1353 code for a protein of 450 amino acids. Gene Ontology annotation, molecular function: FAD binding. The record is from RefSeq and is a predicted model, not a curated record.
AUGUCAAACGAGCACUUCCAAGUCGCCAUCAUCGGCAGUGGAAUCAUCGGGAGCGUUCUCGCUCUAGGCCUGAUUCGCAGAAAGGUCUCUGUUCAAGUCUACGAACAGGCCCAAAGUUUACGUGAAAUUGGUGCCGGGAUAGCUUUCACAGCGAACGCCCGAAAAUGCCUGACUCUACUCGAUGCGCGUCUGGAUGACUGUGUGACCGCUGUAGGGACGGUAAACGGCGACCCUGCCUGUCCUAACAACAACAUGCAGUUCAUUGAUGGGUACACUCAUGAUGCCUUGAAACAUGGAUCUCCUGGGGAUGACCUGGUGGAAAAGACCUUGUACAAGCUCCAUGCAGGACCCCGUGGCUUCGAGGGUUGCCAUCGCGCCCACUUCCUCGACCAGGUCAUGAAACUCAUCCCAGACGGGGUCGUGCAUCUCUCGAAGCGUCUCGAUAGCUAUGAGCUCCCUGAAGAGGACAGUGGCGAGAACAAGAUCCGCCUUGUUUUCUGCGACGGUACUACAGCCGAAGCAGAUGUUGGUACGGCGUUUAUCGGGUGCGACGGCAUCAAGUCCCGUGUCCGUGAACUCGUCUACGGCAAGGAUAAUCCCAUCUCAUACCCACACUAUACGCAUAAGAUCGCCUACCGUGGCCUCGUACCAAUGGACCAAGCAAUUGCCCGCCUGGGCGAGUCUCGCGCGCGCAACCAGCAAAUGUACGGUGGACCCAACGCGCAUGUCCUUCAUUUCCCCGUCGCGGGCCAGCAACUCAUGAACGUAGUGGCCUUCGUCACGGACCCAAAUGACUGGCCACUUGACCGCAACAUGACGCAGCCCGCGACGAAGGACGACGUAGCUGGGGCUUUCGCAGAGUGGGGACCGACAGUGCGCACAAUCAUCGAUUUACUCUCCCCGGCAAUGGACAAGUGGGCUGUCUUUGAUGCCUUUGACCACCCUGCUCCUAGCUAUGCCGCCGGAAGCGUGUGUAUUGCAGGGGACGCCGCGCACGCGUCCGCACCGCAUCACGGUGCCGGUGCUGGCAUCGGCGUGGAGGAUGCAUUGGCAUUGUCGGUCUUACUGGACCGGGUUCGAUCGGAAAUCGAGGCCCGUAGCGCAGAGAAAGCAACAGCUAUUCCCGCAGCAUUGAAAGCCUUCUCGACUGUGCGCCACGAGAGGUCCCAGUGGCUAGUCCGCAGUAGUCGCGAAGUGUGCGAGACCUACGAAUGGAAUAACCCGAGUUGUGGCUCGGAUAUGUCCAAGGGAUACGAGGAUGUCAAGCAGCGCUCGCAUAAAAUCUGGUAUUUCGACAUUGACGGUAUGCUGGCUGACUUGGACGAGGAGUAUCAGAAAUGUUUGAUGGAGUGA